CUUCCUUAAUCAUCCUUCAUCUCGACGGUGCUACAGCGUCCGGCCAUCGUCAUGGUCAUCAAGGCAUACGAGUUAUUCCUCCUCUCCAAUGCCUCGCAGAUCACGGCCGUCGAAUCGAGCCUGCGCUCCCUGACCUACUUCCUGCCCGGCAGAUUCAAGGAUGCCGAGCUCGCCGGUGAAGCGAUCUACAGUGGCAUGAAUCUGCUAGGUCUCUACCACGAUGAGAUCCUCAAGUCCCUCGUCAUCUACCGCGACGUCUCUGGCUCUGCCGCUCCUCGCGCUUCUUCGUCUGCGGCGGGGGCGGCUACAUCGCCUGAUUCGGUGCCGCUGCUCCCCUACACGCCUUCGCCGCAUGCGCGGUAUACCAAUCACUACUCGAACUCGUCGCCGACGUACAAGCUCCUCGCUCGCUUGCUCGUCGUCAUUGGAUACACGGAAUUGCUAGCAGAGAUGGUCGCUCGCAGGCGAUUGCCAAGUCAAAAGGCGUGGGACGUUGUCCUGGCGAUUGAGGGAGUCAAGGCUUCGCUUCGCCUUGCUCUGUAUCACCUCACGUCUACUCGACUCACAAUCGAGCCCCCCAUCCCAGAGCGCGAGGUGGACCCAGAGAUGCUUCAGAAAGAGCGAAAUGAGGCUCUCCUCUCUCGAGCUGCCGGUCAAGUUGUGCCGUCAUCCUCUUCGUCUGCUGUGUCUCUACCGGCUGCUGUACCGCCAGCGGGCAGCAAGAAGACAUGGACAGGCACGCGCACUAAGCUCGUCCGCCCAACUCUCGCCUCUCUGCGGUCACGCACACCUCGCAGUGUCGUUGACCCAGUGACUGGCCAACCGUCCGACCCACCAUCACGCCCUCCCAAUUCGCGCAGCGGGUCACGCUCCGGUCCCUCGUCGUCUCGCUCGCACUCCAUAUCAGGGCUCAGCUCAUCGGGAGGCAGUGAAAGCGACUCGGAAAGCGAGAGUGACUCGGACUCGUCCGAGGAGACGCUGGUCGACCCAGCAACGGGAGCUACGACCACCUCGACAGUGCAGCCCUGGACGGACAACAACAUCAACGACUAUCUCACCAGCAAGGCCCUGACACGAGAAGAUGUCAUGAAGCCUCUCGAGCUGGUCCGCCCAUUGGGGCCCAGCAAGCGGGCAGUCCUGAGCGAGUAUUUGUGGGUUCUGCGCCCGCUCUUCUACGUUGUGGCGCUCAAGAAGUGGGGAACCAGAAGGUGGGAGCCGUGGACCAUUUCGUUGGGUAUCGAAUACCUUUCCCACUCGCUGAGGCAGUCGGCGUACGCUUCACCCUUGCUGGCGGGGAAGGACCAGCAGGGGGGCAUCUUGAGCCCAAUGCUCAUGGGUAUCAUGUCCGCGCAUCCGCUUCUCAAGAUCGUCGCACGACUUGUCCAGUCUUCCACCUCAGCGCCUAAGCCGCGUAGCGCAGUAGAGGAGGCAGAGUGGGCCAAGCGUCGCCGCGCCUUUGUGUGGUACCUCCUGCGUGGGCCCAUUUGGCAUAUGUACACGCGGGUCAAGGUGCAAGGGCUCUGUGACAAGUUUGAAGGGAGGAUGCUGUUGGGCAUUUUGGCGGCCAUGGUAAGGGAGUAUGUUCCGCUAGUCGAUGACUUGUACUUUUAUGUCAACUAGAGACGUGGAGUUGCAAUGACAAGAAAAGAAGGAUGGGCAAAUGAGGCCCCCAGUGAAGUCCACCC
Messenger RNA from Jaminaea rosea, 1685 nucleotides. RefSeq names its product peroxisome membrane protein. The transcript is spliced from 2 exons. NCBI's taxonomy places the organism in Eukaryota, Fungi, Basidiomycota, Exobasidiomycetes, Microstromatales. Gene Ontology annotation, cellular component: peroxisomal membrane. The record is from RefSeq and is a predicted model, not a curated record. Gene Ontology annotation, biological process: peroxisome organization. Bases 52 to 1620 code for a protein of 522 amino acids.